CCAUGCAAUUCUCAGGUGUGUUUGGCCAGUGUUAUGGGUCAGAACGGAAAGAGCCUUUUUCGAGCAAAAGAGGAGAUCCUCAACCACGCCAAGGACUUUCUCAACCAAUACUUCACAUCCAUCAGAAGAUUAAACACCCCAGCGCAUAUGUCUAGGCUCGAGCAGGUCGAGAAGGAGAUCGAAACGACCGGCGGUUACGAGCUAAGCGAAACCGAAUUAAUUUACGGUGCGAAACUUGCCUGGAGGAAUUCCGUUCGUUGCAUUGGUAGAAUACAAUGGUCCAAAUUGCAGAUAGUACCGCAACCAGACAGACAGAGUAGGCGAGAAGUCUUGCAACCAAUUAUACAGAGCAAUCGUUAGAUCAAAAUGUUGGACCUUCUUGAAAAUUCCGAGAGGGCCAAAUACACGUUUCAAUUCCCUGAUGCCAUCA
Molecule: messenger RNA, 430 nt
Organism: Nicrophorus vespilloides
Lineage: Eukaryota; Metazoa; Arthropoda; Insecta; Coleoptera; Silphidae
Product: nitric oxide synthase, salivary gland-like
Exons: 3
Coding region: 34-360 (108 amino acids)
Biological process (GO): nitric oxide biosynthetic process
Molecular function (GO): nitric-oxide synthase activity
Source: RefSeq, a predicted model, not a curated record